Molecule: messenger RNA, 2253 nt
Organism: Peronospora belbahrii
Lineage: Eukaryota; Oomycota; Peronosporomycetes; Peronosporales; Peronosporaceae
Source: the annotation of a GenBank genome assembly
AUGGACCCAUCAACGCAAGCAAUUGAGCAGGAAUUGACCCAUUUACACGUAAAUGACCCAUUUGACUCAAACUUGCCACCACAAAUGAUACAUGCAGAUGUCAUUACUGCAGCUGUGAAAGCUAAAGCUACAGAUACAAAGGAUCAUAAUCAUGAUCAUGAUCAUUUAUUAGAUAAAGACGAGCAUGAGGACGCUACGGAACGUUUCGACCAUGAAGGAGUCUUGAAAGCUUCCAUCUUGGAAAAAGUCGCGACGGAAAAGCGAUUACGUAAACUCUCGGAAGUAUUGAUGGAUGAUUACGAUGCGACACAGGAUAAUGCCGAUGCGGGUGAUUUAUUUGAGACACUUCCAGCACCAUAUGGUCAAUUAUCCACCUAUCAACGGAUUGAGAUUACGUCAACGGGUGAAGACAUGGAUUAUGAGACCAAAGAAGUGUGUAUACUUAUCCGGAAAUGUCUUUCUCUCCGAAACAAAUGGAUUACAGUAAAUGAAGAUUAUCCGGCGACUAUCUGGCCAAGUCCAUCAAAUGUAGCCAUGACAACAACAACAACAACAACAUCGAGUAUACAUACUGGAGCCAAGUUACGACAUCGUGAUGAAAUUCCGUAUACACCCUAUGAGAAUCGUAUACCUGAUACUACGCGUCAUGCUUUUCAAAUGAUUGAUGGUGUUGUUAUGGUGUAUACAAAUCAGGAAAUGAUGGAUCAACCACCAAUGUGUAAAAUUGGUCACAUGGAAGAGUAUUACAAGGAUUUGUUUGAAAUCAAGCGAAUUACCAACUAUGGACCGAUGAAAACACUUGCGUUCAAGCGAUUGCAACUAUUGGAAGCAAGAUUUAAUCUACACAUGUUAUUAAACUCGGAUCGAGAGCUUUUGGCACAGAAAGCAGUACCUCAUCGGGAUUUUUACAAUGUCAGGAAAGUUGAUACACAUAUUCAUCAUUCCGCAUGCAUGAAUCAAAAACAUUUACUCCGGUUUAUUAAAUCACGAUUACGUAAUUCACCAGGUGAGAUUGUGAUUUUUCGUGAUGGACGCUUUAUGACGCUGAGUGAAGUCUUUCGAUCAUUAAACCUUACAGGGUAUGAUCUUAGUGUUGAUACAUUGGAUAUGCACGCGAGCAAUACGUUUCACCGUUUUGAUCGGUUUAAUUUAAAGUAUAAUCCUGCUGGACAAAGUCGAUUGCGUGAGAUUUUUCUAAAGACGGAUAACCUGAUUGCUGGCAAGUAUUUGGCUGAAAUUACAAAGGAGGUCAUUUCUGACCUACAUGCCAGUAAAUACCAACUUGUAGAGUGGCGUAUUUCGAUCUACGGACGGAAACAAUCGGAAUGGGACAAGCUGAGUCGAUGGAUGUACGUAAACAAGCUAUCGUCUCCACAUGUGCGAUGGAUGAUUCAGAUUCCACGACUCUACUUUUUGUACAAGAACCUGGGCGAGGUUGACAAUUUUCAGCAAAUGCUAGAUUGUAUCUUCCUGCCACUUUUUGAGGUGACGCGUGACCCGUCGAGCAAUUUACCACUGCAUUUUUUUCUUGAGACGAUGGUAGGCUUUGACUGUGUGGAUGACGAGAGUAAGGCGGAACCGGUCCGAGCCGAACGUGGCAAAACGCUACCGAAGCCGCAAGAAUGGACCUAUGAAGCCAACCCACCGUACGACUAUUGGUGCUACUACUUGUACGCGAACAUCGCUACUUUGAAUGAAUUUCGUCGUCAGAAGGGUCUCAAUAUCUUCUCGUUUCGACCUCACUGUGGCGAAGCUGGCGAUCCCGAUCACUUGGCAGCAGCUUACCUCACUGCUAAUGGCAUCAACCACGGCAUCACGCUGCGAAAGUCUGCUGGGCUGCAGUAUCUGUACUACCUAUCCCAGAUUGGCAUUGCCAUGUCACCGCUGAGUAACAAUCGCUUAUUCCUUGCGUACCACCGCAAUCCGUUCCCCAUCUACCACGCGCGUGGUUUGAACGUCUCACUCAGUACUGAUGAUCCAGUCAUGCUUCACUACACAAAGGAUCCACUGCUCGAGGAAUACUCGGUAGCCGUGCAGGUCUGGAAGCUGACGUCCACGGAUAUGUGUGAGAUUGCGCGUAAUUCGGUAUUGCAGUCGGGCUUUGAGCACAAGUUCAAGGAGCAUUAUCUUGGCCCCCAGUACACAUUGCCUGGAUCACGCGGCAACGAUAUUCGAAUGUCGAAUGUGCCAGAUAUUCGUGUGGACUAUCGCCACGAGACACUGCAAGGCGAGCUCGCGUUCAUUCAGACGUAA